AUGUGCCAGCGGCGGGGCGCUGAUGGGCCAGAGGAGUUGCCAGCUUCGUUGUCGAAGAUGUCCUCAUGCACAACAAUUGGCGUAGGGAGGCGCAUCCUGAGGCUCGUGCUCGACAAAGAAGCGCCGGUGUCCACGUUCAUGGCGCGUGCACCAACCGGCGAGGGCAGGUGCAUCCUCAACCCGAAGCUUGGUGCAGAAGCCCCAAUGGCCGCUAUCUCGUGCGCCAGAGUCGGUGAUGGAAGGCGCGGCGAGUCCGGCUGUGCGGGCUCCGCGGGCAGCGAAGGUGUCGCGGGCUCGACCUCCUCCUGGACCUCGUAG
This is a messenger RNA of Hordeum vulgare subsp. vulgare (domesticated barley), 318 nucleotides long. RefSeq lists its product as uncharacterized. The record is from RefSeq and is a predicted model, not a curated record. The coding region runs from base 1 to 318 and encodes 105 amino acids. NCBI's taxonomy places the organism in Eukaryota, Viridiplantae, Streptophyta, Magnoliopsida, Poales, Poaceae. The transcript has a single exon.